Molecule: messenger RNA, 291 nt
Organism: Colletotrichum acutatum
Lineage: Eukaryota; Fungi; Ascomycota; Sordariomycetes; Glomerellales; Glomerellaceae
Product: kinase-like domain-containing protein
Exons: 2
Biological process (GO): peptidyl-serine phosphorylation; intracellular signal transduction
Molecular function (GO): protein serine/threonine kinase activity; ATP binding
Source: RefSeq, a predicted model, not a curated record
AAUCGUCAUCCUUCCCGCCAUUUAGUCAACCUCAACCAUUUCCGUCUGCUGCGAGUAGUCGGCCGAGGCGCCUUUGGCAAAGUGCGCAUCGUCGAGAGAAAAGACACCAAUUUGUCUUUUGCCCUGAAGUACAUCCGGAAAGAUGAAGUCGUACGAUCCGAAAGCGUGCGGAACAUCAUACGAGAGCGCCGGAUGCUCGAGCACGUGAACCAUCCAUUCAUCUGCAACUUGCGAUACAGUUUCCAAGAUAUCGAAUACAUGUGGGACCAAUUCUUUACCGGCCAUGCUUGA